This is a messenger RNA of Pseudomyrmex gracilis, 1968 nucleotides long. It is a transcript of the gene CCT6, whose product is annotated as T-complex protein 1 subunit zeta. Gene Ontology annotation, cellular component: chaperonin-containing T-complex. Gene Ontology annotation, biological process: protein folding. The transcript is spliced from 8 exons. Gene Ontology annotation, molecular function: ATP hydrolysis activity; ATP binding; ATP-dependent protein folding chaperone. Bases 174 to 1769 code for a protein of 531 amino acids. Lineage: Eukaryota; Metazoa; Arthropoda; Insecta; Hymenoptera; Formicidae. The record is from RefSeq and is a predicted model, not a curated record.
CCAUCUCGAUGCUCUCGGUGCUGGCCGGUUGCUCGAUCUUUCUCUACUCGACGCUUUGACUUGUGCACGUAGCACGGAAUAGAACCAUGUCCAUGUUUGAACAUAACGUCAAUUGCGUUUGCAAGAGUCAGAUCAGAGGCAAGAAUUGUACGAAACGAAAGUAAAACGUGAGAAUGGCUGCCAUCAGUUUGUUAAAUCCAAAAGCCGAGUUUGCUCGAGCGGCACAGGCAUUAGCGGUGAACAUAUCUGCCGCCAAAGGAAUUCAAGAUGUGAUGAAAACCAAUUUGGGACCCAAGGGAACUAUGAAGAUGUUGGUUUCUGGUGCUGGAGAUAUAAAAAUCACUAAGGAUGGUAAUGUACUUCUGCAUGAAAUGCAAAUUCAACAUCCGACAGCAUCUUUGAUAGCAAGAGCAUCUACUGCUCAAGAUGAUAUGACCGGAGAUGGUACAACUAGUACUGUACUGGUCAUUGGUGAACUUUUGAAACAAGCUGAUCUGUAUAUAACAGAGGGAUUACAUCCCAGAAUGCUCACGGAAGGUUUUGAUUUGGCUCGUAAUAAAGCAUUGGAAGUAUUGGACUCGCUGAAAAUUCCAAUUGAGCCUAAUAGGGAGAUCUUAUUGGAUGUUGCAAGAACAUCUCUGAGAACAAAAGUUCAUCAUAUUGUAGCUGACAAGUUAACUGAGAUUUGUGUGGAUGCUGUAUUGGCUAUUAGACAAAAAGAUAAAGAAAUAGAUUUGCAUAUGAUUGAAUUAAUGGAAAUGCAACAUAGAACAGCAACUGACACUACUUUGAUUCGUGGUAUAGUCACUGACCAUGGAGCUAGACAUCCAGACAUGCCAAAAAGGGUGGAAAAUGCAUAUAUUUUAACUUGUAAUGUCAGUUUGGAAUACGAGAAAAGCGAAGUAAACAGUGGAUUCUUUUAUAAAUCAGCCGAAGAGCGAGAAAAAUUAGUGGCUGCGGAACGUGUGUUUAUUGAUAAUCGUGUGAAGAAGAUUAUCGAAUUGAAGAAGAAGGUGUGUGACGGAACGAAUAAAUCAUUCGUCGUUAUAAAUCAAAAAGGAAUUGAUCCUCAAUCUCUCGACAUGCUCGCGAAAGAGAAAAUUAUUGCUUUGCGCCGAGCCAAGCGUAGAAAUAUGGAACGUCUAGCACUUGCGUGUGGCGGCGUAGCCAUGAAUUCAGUAGAAGAUUUGAAAGAGGAACAUCUGGGUUGGGCUGGCCUUGUAUAUGAACAUGUUUUGGGAGAAACCAAAUAUACUUUCAUAGAGGAAUGCAAAAAACCAAAUUCUGUGACUAUUUUACUGAAGGGACCGAACAAAUAUACAUUAGAGCAAUUAAAAGACGCUGUACGUGACGGACUUAGAGCGAUAAAAAAUGCUAUUGAUGAUCGUGCCGUUGUUCCCGGAGCUGGAGCUUUUGAGGUUGCGGCUAGUCAAGUUCUUCAGCGGUACAAGGAACAAGUAAAAGGAAAGCAACGUUUGGGAGUACAGGCCUAUGCGGAAGCUUUACUUAUCAUUCCGAAAACUCUUGCUGUUAACGGCGGAUUUGAUUCGCAAGAUACAAUUGUUAAACUGCUAGAAGAAAGCACCGCUUUAGACGAAGCAGUGGGUUUAGACUUGUCGACAGGAGAAGCUUUAAAACCUACAGAUGCUGGCAUAUAUGAUAAUUACAACGUAAAGAAGCAAAUUAUCAAUUCUUGUACAAUCAUCGCUAGCAAUCUUCUUUUGGUUGACGAAAUAAUGAGAGCAGGAUUAUCUUCACUAAAAGGUUAAACUACUACAUAUUAUGGAAUAUUACAAGUGCAAGAAUCAUUAACACUUUUUCAACAAAAUUACAAUUGAAUUAUUGUAUCAUUUAUUUCGCAUUAUUUGUUAGUCAAAUCGUUUCUUAUAUGUCUGCUUUUACUAUCACUAUUUAAUAAUAAAAUAUGUUCACACCGAACUAAAUAAAUACAUUUUACAAUUUUGAGAA